GGCUGGUGUGAUUGUUUGUCUUCUAACCCUUAACCCCUAAACUAUUCAUUUUCUUGAUUAAUCGCAUUAGAAGCAUUAAUUUAUCACCACUAAAGUAAUUCUUCUUAUUCUAAUUGAAAAUGGUGUUCACGGAGGCAUUUAAUUAUGUUGUCUUCGACAACCCUGUAUCGAAAACUAUUCUCAAACCUAUACUGAAUAGCGCGGUGACACAUGCACCUCCAGAAAUAAAGGUGGUAACAGAAAGAAUUCCAUUAUGGGAGCUAGCUGCUGAACAUGCACCGAUUAUUCGAUUCGUGGGUCUUAGCGGUGCACUAGCUGUAGGAUUAGGCGCAUAUGGCAGCCAUAAAUCAUAUCCUAAAGAUAAGGAGAGCGAGUUAAAAUCUAUCUAUGAAACGGGAAAUAGAUUUCAUUUUUUGCAUACGUUAGCUUUAUUAGCAACUCCUAUGUGCAGACGUCCUCUACUCUCAUCUUCGCUAUUCGCAGUGGGCACCACUCUCUUUUCAGGUCCUUGCUAUUAUCAUGCUUUUACGGGUGAGAAUAGAUUUGGUAGACUUGCGCCGAUCGGGGGUUCUAUUUUAAUAUUGGCGUGGUUGUCAUUGAUUUUUUAGAUUCUUUGGAUCAUGAUACAUAUGGCUUCAUGUUUACUUUAAUUAGUAGGUGUAAGUGCCAUAAAGGCUUCUCUGUAGGUAGUGUUAUAUAGCAUUACUUGGAUGUUAAUUUUAAGUUGUUCAAAUUUUGUAAAUAAAUUGACAUUCUAAAUGGUGA
Messenger RNA from Photinus pyralis (common eastern firefly), 765 nucleotides. Its product is annotated as transmembrane protein 256 homolog. The record is from RefSeq and is a predicted model, not a curated record. Lineage: Eukaryota; Metazoa; Arthropoda; Insecta; Coleoptera; Lampyridae. Bases 120 to 608 code for a protein of 162 amino acids. The transcript is spliced from 3 exons.